UCUUGUAACUUUCGAAUUAUAUUCCCCGUUUCUCUUCUCUACUUCUCUUUGUUCUUGUUCGACCAAAUUUCUUUGUGAAGAAGAUGCAGAAGCUCUUUGCUGCGACAACUGCUUGUGCUUCGAUUCUUCGGAGACAGAGACAUUCUGCUUCUUUCUCUUCUGCUUUGCUUUUUGAUGAUACUCAAAUACAGUUUAAAGAAAGUGUUAAACAAUUUGCUCAAGAAAACAUUGCUCCCCAUGCCGCGAAAAUUGAUCAAACCAACUCUUUUCCAAAGGAUGUUAACUUAUGGAAGCUCAUGGGGGAUUUCGAUCUCCAUGGAAUUACAGCACCAGAGGAAUAUGGAGGCCUUGGUCUUGGGUACUUAUAUCACUGUAUGGCAAUGGAAGAAAUAAGCCGCGCUUCUGGGUCUGUUGCCCUCUCCUUUGGUGCACAUUCUAACCUGUGCAUCAAUCAACUGGUGAGGAAUGGAAACCCAGCUCAAAAAGAGAAGUACUUGCCUAAGCUUAUUAAAGGUGAGCAUGUGGGAGCUCUUGCAAUGAGUGAACCCAAUGCUGGCUCGGAUGUUGUGAGCAUGAAAUGCAAAGCUGACCGGGUGGAUGGUGGAUAUGUCAUUAAUGGAAACAAAAUGUGGUGUACUAAUGGUCCAACUGCUCAAACAUUGAUUGUGUAUGCAAAAACGGAUCCAAAUGCUGGCUCAAAGGGAAUUACCGCAUUUAUCAUUGAGAAAGGAAUGCCCGGAUUCAGUACUGCCCAGAAAUUAGACAAACUUGGCAUGCGGGGGAGUGAUACAUGUGAGCUUGUCUUUGAAAAUUGCUUUGUUCCUGAAGAAAAUGUGCUUGGACAAGAAGGAAAAGGAGUUUAUGUUAUGAUGUCUGGGUUAGAUUUGGAGAGACUUGUUUUGGCUGCUGGUCCCCUAGGUCUUAUGCAAGCAUGCCUUGAUGCUGUUCUUCCUUACGUUAAACAAAGAGAGCAGUUUGGUCGUCCAAUUGGGGAAUUCCAGUUUAUACAGGGAAAACUUGCUGAUAUGUAUACGUCUUUACAAUCAUCAAGGGCCUACGUUUAUUCUGUUGCUAGGGACUGUGACAACGGAAAAGUUGAUCCCAAGGAUUGUGCUGGAGUAAUAUUAUGUGCAGCAGAAAGAGCAACGCAAGUUGCUCUGCAGGCCAUACAAUGUUUAGGCGGCAACGGGUAUGUUAACGAGUACGUAACCGGUCGACUACUCCGAGAUGCAAAACUAUAUGAAAUAGGUGCAGGUACUAGUGAAGUGAGAAGGAUGAUCAUCGGUCGCUCACUGUUCAAAGAGCAAUAGGAGACAACUUUUUCUCUUAAUUGGUUUGCUUGGCUCAUAGAGAACAUCCCACGAUCAAAGUUAACAAUACUCAAUACUCGUAAGAUGCAAAUGUGAAUUGAUGAUUGAGGUCUACAAUGUGUAAUUUUAAGGGAACAUUGUUCAAAUUUGUCAUCAUAAAAUAAAUUGCAUUAAUAAAAAAGGAAAACAAAGGUCAUUCAAAUCA
Cucumis melo (muskmelon) is the source of this 1515-nucleotide messenger RNA. Its product is annotated as isovaleryl-CoA dehydrogenase, mitochondrial. Gene Ontology annotation, cellular component: mitochondrion. Gene Ontology annotation, biological process: L-leucine catabolic process. Lineage: Eukaryota; Viridiplantae; Streptophyta; Magnoliopsida; Cucurbitales; Cucurbitaceae. The transcript is spliced from 15 exons. The coding region runs from base 84 to 1310 and encodes 408 amino acids. The record is from RefSeq and is a predicted model, not a curated record. Gene Ontology annotation, molecular function: flavin adenine dinucleotide binding; 3-methylbutanoyl-CoA dehydrogenase activity.